UCGAUGACGUUGUGCGUCGACCACAGUAAAGAUGGCGGACGUGUCGGGGACCGAGCUGUCAGAAGAGAAAGAGACCAAAAUCGAGCUCAAGAAAAGACAGAAAAGACCUUGGGAUGAUUUUCACAGGUCUGGGAAGAUCAGGCUAGCUGCAGAGCUGCCAGAGACCCUGGGGUUUUUCGACAUUAGCGCGGUGAAGAGGGAGCAGCAGGAGCUCUCAGCAGAUCCGUCGUUGACCCGCUUCAUUUGUGCAGAACUCACCAGAGGCUACUUCUUGGAGCACAACGAAGCAAAGUACACAGAGCGCAGGGAGAGGGUAUACACAUGCAUGCGUAUUCCCAAGGAGCUGGAGAAGCUGAUGAUCUUUGGCUUCUUCCUGUGUGCCGAUGCCUUCCUGUACAUCUUCACGCUGCUGCCCCUGCGGGUGCUGCUAGCUCUGCUUCGCCUCCUCACCCUGCCGUGCUGUGGCUUCAGGGCACGCACAUGCCCCUACUGCAAAAGAAGCAGUGGGUCACGGCUGCUGCAGCCAGCGCAAGUUUGUGACGUGCUGAAGGGCCUGAUCCUGGUGCUGUGCUUCUCCAUGAUGCACUACGUGGACUACUCCAUGAUGUACCACCUGAUCAGAGGGCAGUCUGUUAUCAAGCUCUACAUCAUCUACAACAUGCUGGAGGUUGCAGAUCGCCUCUUCUCAUCCUUCGGGCAAGACAUCCUGGAUGCUCUGUACUGGACGGCCACCGAGCCCAAAGAACGGAAAAGAGACAAUAUAGGAGUCAUCCCUCACUUUCUAAUGGCUGUCUUUUAUGUCUUCCUUCAUUCCAUCCUCAUCAUGGUGCAGGCCUCCACUCUUAAUGUCGCCUUCAACUCGCACAACAAGUCCCUGCUCACCAUCAUGAUGUCCAACAAUUUUGUGGAGAUCAAGGGAAGUGUGUUCAAGAAAUUCGAGAAGAACAAUUUAUUCCAAAUGUCUAACAGUGAUAUAAAAGAACGGUUUACCAGCUACGUUCUCCUCCUCAUCGUCUGUCUCAGGAACAUGGAGCAGUUCUCUUGGAACCCAGACCACCUGUGGAUGCUGUUCCCUGAUGUUUUCAUGGUGGUCUUGUCUGAAGUCGCCGUCGACAUCAUUAAACAUGCGUUCAUCACAAAGUUCAACGACAUCACAGCAGACGUGUACAGUGAAUACAGAGCCAGCUUGGCCUUCGAUCUCGUCAGCAGUCGGCAAAAGAACGCCUACACUGACUACAGUGACUCAGUGGCCCGGAGGAUGGGCUUCAUCCCUCUGCCGCUGGCUGUCCUGCUAAUCCGAGUGGUGAUGAGUUCUGUGAAGGUGCAGGGAGCUCUGUCAUACACAUGUGUGCUCCUCUUUUAUCUCGGGAUGGUUACGCUGAAAGUUUUAAACAGUAUUGUGCUGCUGGGGAAGUCUUGCGUCUACGUCAAGAGAGCCAACAUGGAGGACAAACUGUUUGAGGGGCCACUGACCGCUCCAUCCUCCUCUUCAAAGAGCCCCGCCAAAGCUGACCCCCGUAAAUGUGCCAAACCAUCAGGCGAGUCCAGCAUUGAUCAGGUUCCUGCCACGCCCUGCAGCCCACCCAUCUCCUCUCCGUCCUCUGUGACCACGCAGCCAGCCCCACGGGCGGAUUGGUUCCCCCCCCCACCCACCGAUGCCUCACCGGCGACAGCAGCCGGCUCCCCUCCGACUACAGAACCUCAGUCCGACGCCGACCCGCCAACAGCUUCACCGUUAAAGGACGAGGAGGCAGACGACGCCUCGGAAACGAACCACAGAGCUCCCAAUAAAGACCUGCUGGAGAUCGACCGCUUCACCAUCUGUGGCAACCGGAUCGACUGACCAGCAGCAGCCGCUGAUGUAGCAAGUAACCACUCAGGUAUAACGGAGAGCAAAGGGUCUGAGCCAAGUCCUCUGAGCUGAAGGCAGAGUAUUUAUUGGCAAUACAGUAAGUUAUUGUUAACAGGGACACAGUGUCAGACGAUUCUGCUGCGGCUGACGCCUCGAGUCGAGAAGUUUGACACAGAAAAGCUUCAGGUGUCCGAUGAACAGCAGGAGACAAAGUGUGAAUGUGGCAGCAGAGUCGUCUGGGCGAUCUGCCGUGUGUGUGUGAGUCUGAGUGAGUGAGUGUGUGUGUGUGUGUGAAAGCAAGCGAUGACAUAUGUGUGAGUGUGACAGCACACAAGCACUUCCUCAUUGAGCAGCUGUGGGACCAGAAGGAGCGAAAUGUCGCUCAGAAAACAGACUAAAGAUGCUGAAUUUGAAGCGAGCACCAGAACUGUUUGAUUUUCCACCAGGAAACCCGAUGAAGUAGCAUCAAUACAUUGGCUUUUUAAGACUAAGUAAUCCUUCCAGGCGUUUAAGUUAAAUUCAUUCAAGGACAUGAUGUGUGAAAGAGGAGAGCAGGAAACACUUUUCUGCUCAUAUCAGCCAGUAAGUUUUUGUUUUUUUUUAUAAAUGUAUUACAAGAGUCUAUAAAAAAUCUAGAAUCUAAAACUUGAGCCCUUUUUAAUACGUAAAAAAUCCAAAGUGAAGCAUCAUUUGGGGAUGUCACAAACAUAAUUAAUAAAAAAAUCUCUUUUAAACUGUUAGCCUUAAGAGGAGCGCCUUGUUUCCCAACCCUGCUGACAUGAACUCCUGGAGCAGAUGAAGAGCAGAGCUGGUCCGCACAUUAUGCUUUGACACGUGGCACAUGUUUAUCCCCACUUUUUAUAGACAGAGUUACCAAUCAUUCAAUAUUAUCAUCAUACAAUCUCAUUAUUCAUUAGGACAGGAUCUGGCCGAGUGACACGCCUCUUCUGGAAUGUACCAAGUUUCUUUUUUUUUUCCUCUGGUCUCGAAUGUUUGCACUGAUGGACCAGAUGCUGUUUAUAUCCAGUCGUGUUUCACAUUCACCUCAGCUGAUGUUUUCACAGGAACAUCUUGGAAAGAUAGAAGCAAUAUUUCCACAACAGAAUGCCUUUUUUUUUUUUUUUUUUUUGCAUGUGUGCUUUACAAGUGCUGAUUGGACUGACUUUAAAGAGCUAUUGUGAACUGUAUUUUUUUUAUUGUGAUUAAAAAGUACAGGAUAUUUAAGGACAAUAUAAAAAUUCUGAACUUUAUUAGAUUUUUACAGUGGAAAGUUAAGCAAAGCCUGUCAUUUUUAUCUGAAAUAUCAAUUUUAAGCAGUUUGAGAAUAUUUGGAUCAAAUUAUAGUAUAUAAUAUUUUAUUGUUUCCACCACCAUUACAAACAUCCUCUCACUAAAACUACAUUUCAGAUGAACUAUUGGCUCAUCUGAAGGAAUUUAAUCUCUUCACCAUUCACUGUUUUUAGAAACAAAGAAUAUACUUGGAACAGGGAAAUACAAUAUUGUUUUAUGUUUUAAGCAGAAAACAGAUAAAAGUUCAUGUUUAUGCAUAUUGGCAUCCAUUUGAUUCUAUUUGGGGGAAAAACUAAUCUUUAUAUUGUCCUUUGCCUUUAAUAUAAAGAAUAUGGUUCUCCAUGGGGAACUGUAAGUUCUUAAAAAUGUUCUGCGUGUGAAAUGUGAGUCCUGAAACCAUCGCAUGGUUCUAACAAAUGGUCGGAACUCCUCCUUGUUUGGUUCGGCGGCGUCCGAAGUGUUUUCUUUGUUUACAGCGAACGGCAGCCGAAUCAGAGGCGGGCCGAAGCUGAGAUCAACAGAACUGAUGAAGUCGAGUGUUUUUAUGUCCAGUACACUGCCUGCUCUGUUUCAUCAGUUUGGAUUUAUAUUUAAUUCAUGUAUGAAAUUUGCUUUUUGGAUUAAUAAAAGCUUUCUUUUUUUAAAAA
Molecule: messenger RNA, 3789 nt
Organism: Fundulus heteroclitus (mummichog)
Lineage: Eukaryota; Metazoa; Chordata; Actinopteri; Cyprinodontiformes; Fundulidae
Gene: tapt1a
Product: transmembrane anterior posterior transformation 1a
Exons: 15
Coding region: 32-1843 (603 amino acids)
Biological process (GO): maintenance of protein localization in endoplasmic reticulum; positive regulation of cilium assembly
Cellular component (GO): endoplasmic reticulum membrane; ciliary basal body
Source: RefSeq, a predicted model, not a curated record